Syngnathus typhle (broad-nosed pipefish) is the source of this 5463-nucleotide messenger RNA. Its product is annotated as histone demethylase UTY-like. Gene Ontology annotation, cellular component: MLL3/4 complex. NCBI's taxonomy places the organism in Eukaryota, Metazoa, Chordata, Actinopteri, Syngnathiformes, Syngnathidae. Gene Ontology annotation, biological process: heart development; regulation of gene expression. The transcript is spliced from 30 exons. Gene Ontology annotation, molecular function: protein binding; histone H3K27me2/H3K27me3 demethylase activity; RNA polymerase II cis-regulatory region sequence-specific DNA binding. The record is from RefSeq and is a predicted model, not a curated record. Bases 1 to 4410 code for a protein of 1469 amino acids.
AUGCAAUCGUGCAGUGUGUCUGUCGCUGUUGCUGCCUGCGCUGCUGUUCGGAGUCUCGGCUCAGCUUCUGAUGGUGGUGGUGAUGAGGAAAAGAAAAUGGCGGCGGGAAAAGCGAGUGAAACAGAGGAGGACUUUCCUACACUGACAGCCCAGGAAAGGGACAGUUUGGCCGGGAUUGACAGCUCACUAUUUGGAUUUCAGAAGCUUCAUGAAGAUGGCGCCAGAACGAAGGCCCUGUUGAUGAAGGCUGUCCGCUGCUACGAUUCGCUUAUCCUCAAGGCGGAGGGAAAAGUGGAGCCUGAGGUGUUUUGCCAACUAGGCCACUUCAACCUCCUCUUGGAGGACUACCCAAAAGCAUUAUCGGCAUACCAGAGGUACUACAGUUUACAGUCAGACUACUGGAAGAAUGCUGCCUUUCUGUAUGGUCUGGGAAUGGUCUACUUCCACUACAACGCCUUUCAGUGGGCGAUCAAAGCAUUCCAGGAAGUGUUGUACAUAGAUCCAGGAUUUUCCCGAGCCAAGGAGAUCCACCUUCGACUGGGUCUCAUGUUUAAAGUCAACACAGACUACGAGUCAAGCCUAAAGCAUUUUCAGCUAGCUUUGAUUGACUCCAAUCCCUGCACUUUGUCCAAAGCUGAAAUUCAGUUCCACAUUGCUCAUUUAUAUGAGAUUCAGAAGAGAUAUCGGGCUGCCAAGGAGGCCUAUGAAAGCCUCCUGCAGACAGAGGAUCUUCCUGCACAGGUGAAAGCCACUACUCUGCAACAGCUUGGCUGGAUGCAUCACACAGUGGAGCAGCUCGGGGACAAAGCCAGUAGGGAUAGUUAUGCUAUCCAGUGUUUGCAGAAAUCUCUGGAGGCAGAUCCCAACUCUGGACAGUCAUGGUACUUCCUGGGCAGGUGCUACUCUAGUAUUGGAAAGGUCCAGGAUGCCUUCAUCUCCUAUCGGCAAUCCAUCGAUAAAUCUGAGGCCAGCGCAGAUACUUGGUGCUCUAUAGGGGUGCUGUAUCAGCAGCAGAACCAGCCCAUGGAUGCGCUGCAGGCCUACAUUUGUGCUGUGCAGCUGGACCACAGCCAUGCCGCCGCCUGGAUGGACCUGGGCACGCUGUACGAGUCGUGCAACCAGCCGCAUGACGCCAUCAAGUGCUACAUCAACGCCACGCGCAGCAAGGCAUGCACCAAUGCCACCAUGUUGACCCACCGAAUAAAAUGCCUGCAGGCUCAGUUGAGUAACCCCCAGCUCAGUAGCCCACAGAGUAAAACUAAAAUGCUCCCUCUUAUUGAGGAGGCAUGGAGUCUACCAAUCCCGGCUGAGCUCACCUCUAGGCAGGGAGGCCUGAGCAGUGCGCCACAGCAGGCCUGUAAACCCAACCACGCUGCAGAAGGUGGCGGUUCAGGUCAGUCUCUGCCUCCUCACGUGGCCGCACUGGGCCAAGCAGACGACCAGUCUUGCCCAGCCAAAAGGAAGCGAGCUUCCAGCCCCGCCAAGGGAGAUUCCUGGGUUACUAAUCCAGUGCAGCAGGCCAUUCCUAACUGGUACCUCUCCCCACAGAAGAUGCAGUUAUUGGAACAGCUACGGAGUAAUCGAGCCAGCUUGAAACCUCCACAGCUGCAGAUGUUGGAGCAGCUGGAAACUCAGUUCACCAUGAUGCAGCAGCAUCAGAUGCGGCAGAAUACAUCAGGAGGUCAGGUGCGCCCCUCCUUCCCCAAUGGCCCCACUGCCAAUUGCCUCCCAUCCCCUAAUCCCAGCCUGCAUCCCACGCGGCCCCAUCUGGGACCUCAUCGGCCACUGUGCCCCCCUCAACCUUUGGCCAAUGGGCCUGUGGGUUUUGGGGCACACAGACACUCAGAUUCAGUCUCCCUUCCUGUGGAGGACAAUAGUAGUAACAGUAGUAGUAGUAAUAAUAAUAAUAAUCAGUUGGCCCCGGGGCCCAAUAGAGAUGUGCCUUAUCUUCAACCUGCCGGCAGCGGCAACGCAGCACUGCUACCUCACACCUGCACAAGCACGCAAACACAGGACGCCACGCCACACCCUCUGCACCUUAACUCCUCUCAGGUGCUGCAGAAGCGAUCCGUUCCUCUUGCGGGCUCCAAUACUGAGGGAACCACCUCUCACCCGCAUCCCCCCAGUUCCAUUGCUCCCCCACAGUCCAACAAUCAGGUUGGGCAUUCCAACGCGGCAACGCCACAGCAACAGCCAGCGCACAACCAUCUACCAUCCCCUCCCUCUCUUGCCCCUUCCUCUACCUCAAGUGGGGCAGCACCCAAUGUGUCCGCUACCAAAGAUGGCAACACUGCAGCCACCCUUGUGACCGCAUCCCUUGGCAAUGGCAGUUCUGAGGGCAGGGGGCCUUCGCCAUUGACAUCAGCAGACGGCAAAGUGGCGAAGUCUGACAGCCUGGCUUAUAAUAGCCACCUGGGGGAAGAGGGCAAGGCGGCAGAAGGUGGUGAAAAGCAGAGCCUUAGCGCAGACAAUCCAAGACUAUCUGCCCUGCUGGCAGGGGAGGUGGAGGGGGGUGAGGGAAAGCCAAAAGGGACUGUAUCGACGACAUCUCCCAACAAAGUCAACAACAUCCACCCUGUGGGCUUGCCCUCAACCCCCAACACACAGGGAAGCUCAGCUGCCUCCUCGCCUGUCUCUGUCAUAUCCACGGCCACACCCUCGCCUAAAUGUUUGGAACACACACAGACAGGCAGCCAUAGUCCCGCCACACCUAUAGCAACCGCACCGGCUGUCAAUGGUAACGGCAAAGGGGGAAUCUCCGAGGACUCUCAGAGCCCCAUCAAGGCUGAACCACCUGCUGUCACUGGUCUCAAGGCCACACCACCCCAUGGCUCGUCUUCAUCGUCGUCGUCGUCUUCAUCAUCGUCGGUAUCAAUCUACCCCAGCUCCACAGACGUGCUGAAGGCCUGCAGAAAUCUGGGCAAGAAUGGGCUUUCCAAUAGCAGCAUCCUUCUCGACAAGUGCCCGCCGCCACGGCUGCCCCCUCCUCCUUCGCCAGCCCUGCCCAAAGACAAGCUCAAUCCACCAACUCCCAGCAUAUAUCUGGAAAACAAGAGAGAUGCUUUCUUUCCACCAUUGCACCAGUUCUGCACAAAUCCCUCCAAUCCUGUCACUGUCAUCAGAGGACUGGCUGGAGCACUCAAACUGGACCUGGGCCUUUUCUCCACAAAGACGUUGGUUGAGGCCAACCCAGAGCAUUUGGUGGAAGUGUGGACCCAGUUGUCGCAACCUGCGGAUGAGAACUGGGAUGUGACGGGCACUAAGAAAAUGUGGCGUUGCGAAAGUGCUCGAGCUCAUACAACCAUCGCCAAGUACGCGCAAUAUCAGGCUGCUUCUUUCCAGGAGUCUCUGCGGGAGGAAAAUGAAAAAAAGGCACUCAAAGAACCCUGUGACGCAGAGCCAGCUGCAGAGAGUGUUGUGCGCAAAAGAAGAGGACCCUUAAAGCACAUCAAGUUCGGAACAAACAUCGACGUGUCAGACGAAAGGAAGUGGAAGCAGCAGCUCCAGGAACUUAGUAAACUGCCAGCGUUUGCUCGUGUUGUAUCGGCUGGCAACCUGCUCAGCCACGUGGGCCACACCAUACUGGGAAUGAACACUGUUCAGUUGUACAUGAAGGUCCCGGGGAGCCGAAUAGCAGGUCACCAGGAGCACAACAAUUUCUGCGCAGUAAACAUCAACAUUGGGCCUGGAGACUGUGAAUGGUUUGCUGUACCAGAAGCCUACUGGGGUGUGAUGAGCAACUUCUGUGAAAAGAACAAUAUCAACUUUCUGAUGGGCUCAUGGUGGCCAAACUUGGAAGACCUGUAUGAAGCUGAUGUGCCCGUGUACCGCUUCAUCCAGCGCCCUGGUGACCUGGUAUGGCUCAAUACGGGCACUGUCCACUGGGUGCAGGCCAUUGGCUGGUGCAACAACAUUGCCUGGAAUGUUGGACCCCUUACAGCCCAUCAGUACAAGUUGGCAGUGGAGCGUUAUGAGUGGAAUAAGCUCCAAAGUGUGAAAUCCAUGGUUCCUAUGGUGCACCUGUCUUGGAACAUGGCACGUAACAUUAAAGUGUCUGAUCACAAGUUGUUUGAGAUGAUCAAGUACUGUUUGCUGCGGACGCUGAAGCAGUGCCAGUGGGUGAAGGAAGCAUUAGCGACAGCUGGCAAAGAAACAGUUCUGAGGAACAGAACUAGAGAUGAACCGGCCCACUACUGCACCAUCUGUGAGGUUGAGGUGUUCAAUCUGUUAUUUGUACGCCGUGAGCUCCUGUCCAAGAAGCAGUAUGUGGUCCACUGCCAGGACUGUGCUCGCAAAGGCAGCGCCACACUGGAUGACUUUGUGGUUCUGGAGCAGCACAGGAUGGAGGACCUCAUGCAGGUCUACGAUCAGUUUGCAUUAGCCCCUCCUCCUCAUUCAUCUUCAUCUUGACAUUAGGAGACCCAUGACUUUUGGAGCGGAAACGUGAAGCCAAUUUGAAAAAAAACACAUCUAUGUACACGGACCCCUUUCUGAUAUUCAGGAACGCCAAGGCCGUCUCUACACCUUUGCCACCACCCCUCUCCCCGCAUGGACGGCUGGAGGCUGAGGCUACUGCGUGUGUCUGUCUAUGCAACCUAUUUGGUCCACCCCCCUCCCCCCAAAAUGGGGGCAGCACCAAGAUUGCUCACAGGACUGUUUCUUCCUCUACCCUCUCAACCCUCUUUAAUGACAGCGGCUCAGCCCAUUUCAGUGGAAGACUUAAUCAAAAAUGGUUUGGAGCAGGAAUAUGGGGGGGGGGGGGGGGGGGUCUAGUGUUUCUUUUAAUGCGUGAUGAAAUGUUUUGUAGAUAUUUAACUGUUCAUACCUGGCUAUACCACCCUUAAAAGACUACUGACUUGACCACCUUAUUGCCCCCCUUUUUCUCACUCUCUUCUGCAUCGAGGCUUUGGCUUUUGAUUUUUAACAAUUUCCCUUGAAUGUCUUCUUUUUUUCCUAAGGGGCAGUAGCCUGCUCUUUGUCUAUGCUAUUUUGAGACUCGGUAUGUUCCCAAAUUUUUUAAUGUGAUUUUGUUUUCUUUCUCAGCUUUUGUUUUGUCUUGUUCUUUUCCAACUGUUUUUCUUAGGUAAGUAAAAAAAGGAAAAAAUCUAGUAGAAAAAUCUAAAAUAUACUAGCCAAGUCACAAAGAAAAUGGGUUGCACAUAGACUUAUGAAAUAAAGUUUAAUUUGUGAUUGUUUUGUUGUUUCUAAUCUUGAUGUAAAUUUACACUAUUUAUAAAUACAUAUUUAUUGCUUGAAAAUAUUUGUUGAUGGAAUGCUGUUAUUUUUUUCCAGAGUACCUGCCAUUAAAUUUGAAGGGGUUUUGUCAUUUUAACACAACUCCUCUUACAUUUUCUAUAUAUAAAUAAAAUUGCUUAGCAAGCAUUGUACAGAAACAAACAUUUAAAUUUGUUUUAUUGUUUGAAGAAUGUUUUAUGAGUCAAUAAACACAAAGUUGUCAAAUCA